ACUUCAUUUCCAUUGGGAGACUAAAACACAUUGGGCAUGAAUGUUUUAAGUUAAACAAACUAUAUCGUUACGCCCACGGGAGCAGUGACCUCACGUCCUGAUGCGGUGCAGUGACGGGCUGUUGCCGAAGGUCCCCAUCAUUGGUGAACACCGAUUUUACAAGCAAGUCUCCUUGAUCCAUCAUGAAAAUUCUUGUAUUCCUCCUCGCGAUACAACUGACAGGCACCGCCGCACCGCCUAAAUUGAAAAAAGCGUCGGUGAAAAAAGGGGAAAAGUUUGUAAAUACUUGCUCAAUGGAUGCAGACGAGGGAGUUUAUUGGUUCCAACAGCCCAGGAAUUCCGGCCCGAAGUUCUUGUUGUAUGUAACAGGCACGGGUAAAGUGAAAAGUGCGAGCAACCCCGAAAGACACACUGCAGAGAAAUCAUCCAAAAAAGUGACUCUGACGAUCAAGAAGUCUGUGGAAGAAGACGAGGGGAAGUAUUACUGUUUCAUGGUCAAGAACAUGGCCAUGAUAUUUGGGGACAUCAUUGACCUGGACAUUGAAGGGGUCAAAACCACACCAGAGCCAACGACCACCCCCACCACGACACAAAAAGUACCGAUUACUAUGGACAGCAAAGGAUCUACUCAAUGUCAUUCAACUGAAAGAGGUACAAGCCAAGAGAAAACAGAAGAUCCAUUGAGCUGCCACUUCCUCAUCUGGGCUCCUCUGACUGGCGCUGCCGCUCUGUUGAUCAUCGCACUGACCUAUGUCUCCAUCGUUUAUUGCAGAAGACCCCGCCGGAGACGCUGUCAGCAUCAAUUUAGAAAGAGACCAAUAGCUGAAGAAGAUAGACCAUCAAACAGAUAUCUUUAACAAGUUCAUUCUGGAAAACGUGUGCGAUUCAUCCAUGGAUCAUUGAACCUUCUGCGAGAUAAAUGAUGUGGCGUAGGAGUGACUGAGGCCUUCAGCGUGUCCUUAUAUUUUGCACAAUGGCCAUUCCAAUUGCCCCUUUCAUCGUUUGAAACAUUGCCGUAGCUGACCGAAGCCAAUACGUGACACGCACUGAGUUUUGGGAAGAAAGUGGCAACUGUUCUAAAUGUAAACUUGUCCUUUUCUUAUAUCUGUGUUUGACAACAAUUCCGCCCUUGAGGAAGAAGCUGUAGUUUUACACUGUACCUUUUUUGAUAUCUUUCCCAAAUGCCUGGUCAAAAUGCGGAGUGCCACUUGGAGGGUGAAAGCUGCACUCUCUCUCUGUAUCCUGGUGAUCUAGCACUGCCAAGGCAGUCUGUUUCAUACCAAGGAACAGAAUGGCUGGACAUGGGGAGUACAGCUCUACUGUAAAGGAGGAACCUUAAUGUUCAAUUUAAACUCCUUCCAAUCUGACUGUUCCUGCUGUCGUCACAGCCUCCAGAAUGAAACAGAUACCAAUCCCAAGGAGGGUUUUUUUCAAUAUUACUUAUUCACAGGAUGUGGGCAUGUCUUGUCCAGAGGGCAGUUAAAAAUCAACCACAUUGUGUGCGUCUAGAAUCACAUGUAGAUAACACAGUGUGGAGCUGGAAGAACAGGGCAGGCCAGGCAGCAUCAGAGGAGCAGGAAAGUUGACGUUUUGGCUCGGGACCCUUCUUCAGAACCGGCCCGAAACAUCAACUUUCCUGCUCUCCUGAUGCGUACCUCCAGCUCCACACUGUGUUAUCUCUGACUCCAGCAUCUGCAGUUCUUGCUAUCUCUGGAGUCACAUGUAGGCCAGACCAGGUAAGGAUGGCAUUUUCCUUCCCUAAAAGAAUCAGGUGGGGGUUUUCCUGACGGUUAACAAUGGGUUUAGUGGUUAUCAUUAGACACUUAAAUUCCAGGAAUUUUACUGAAUUCCAAUUACACCAUCAGCCAUCGUGGGAUUCGAACCCUUCCCCCAGGUUAAUUAGCUGAGAUUAGUAGGCUAGCGAUGAUACCUCUGGACCCUUGCCAUAUCCUGGGAUUGGGAUUUCAAAAACCCCGUUUAUGGGCCAAGGUUAAGUCUUUCAGUCCUUCUGCACACAGCCGUGUCAUUAGAGAGAAUCUUCAGAGAGAAUUUGCUACAAGGAACUGUGUAGAACAAAGAAAUUCAGUCCGAAUGAUUUAAGAUUAACCACCGAUUGUUUACAAGCAACACGCUCUCCAAUAUUGGAACUUCCGCAUUCUGUCCGAGCAUACACGAAGAUUUGUGAAUUAUUUGACUACUUUUUACAUUUUUUUGUGCUGGAACGUUUAACCUGAGAAAUCUUAUCUUUAUUUCCUGUAUUCCUUUCUCUCGGUGCCUGUAGAGUUUGGACUAUUUUGUUAACCUGAAGUGAGCUGAAUGGAGCUUUUUUUGGGGUGUGAUAUUAAACAUUGCAGUCAACAACA
Molecule: messenger RNA, 2363 nt
Organism: Rhincodon typus (whale shark)
Lineage: Eukaryota; Metazoa; Chordata; Chondrichthyes; Orectolobiformes; Rhincodontidae
Gene: cd8a
Product: CD8a molecule
Exons: 7
Coding region: 183-857 (224 amino acids)
Source: RefSeq, a predicted model, not a curated record